Molecule: messenger RNA, 930 nt
Organism: Ilyonectria robusta
Lineage: Eukaryota; Fungi; Ascomycota; Sordariomycetes; Hypocreales; Nectriaceae
Exons: 1
Coding region: 1-930 (309 amino acids)
Source: RefSeq, a predicted model, not a curated record
AUGGCCAGAACGAGGAAGGACGUUGACACUGGAGUCGACACGCGCACCCUGUAUCGAUUGCGACCCGUUCAGCCCUCACCCAUCAGUCGCACAAAGCCAAGCGCGCACAAUGCGUUGACCCGACGUCAACAACCUAAACCGCGAAGCCCGUCAUUAGACUUUUCAUCGAGUCCCGAGCGCUGCCCCGCGGGGGACGAGCCUAUCUUUCCUGACGAAGACAAUCCACUUCAGGAGUUUAGUUCUGCCACCAAGUCUACCAUAAUUGCACCCUAUGCAAUAAUGGGAAAUGAGACCAUCGACUCUUCGGGUCGCGGGCUCAACGGAGCUGAUCUUACCCUUCGCGAGUACGAUGAUCCGCCCGACCUCGAAAGAAAAACAAAGCGGACGCGUCUAGGCGAGAUGGGGGGCGGAAAGGACCGCGAGCACUUGGAAGGCAGGAAAUCGUCCGGGCAAAGGAACAAUAGCAAUUCAAAGGAGUCAAAUGGCGCAGAUCAUACGGCCGAAUUGACCGAGCCUGAGGAGCAGCGAGAUGAUACGGAAGAGCCGAAACACGAAGUCGAAGCAAUCGUCGGUCACACCAUCUACAAAAGAACCAAAGUCAAGCUCAGGGUCAAAUGGGCUGGUGACUCCAAGCCCACGCUCGUCGAUGAGUGUGCCUUUCAAGAAGACUGCCCAACUAUGCUUUACAGCUACUGGAAAUCACGUGGGACCCGCGAGAAGGCAACAGGAAUAAAAUUAUUCCACAUUUUUGGUAUCUGCGAUUGGAGGGUUAAAGACAAAUUGGAAUUCAAGGUGCACUGGGUUGGAUACCCCCCUGAGCAGUCAACGUGGGAGCUUGCUUGGAGGGUGAAGGAUUUCGUGGAAGAGAUGCACGCAGAGUAUUUGGAGACACAUCCAGCUGCGAGAAGGGCUUGGGAAAAGGAGAAGUAG